Messenger RNA from Adineta steineri, 2085 nucleotides. The record is from the annotation of a GenBank genome assembly. NCBI's taxonomy places the organism in Eukaryota, Metazoa, Rotifera, Eurotatoria, Adinetida, Adinetidae.
AUGACCUCAUUAUUAGUCGGUGACCAAGAAGAAAGUUUAUUUCUUUUACAUGAACAACCACCAGCUAUUCUUCAACAAUCUGAAAUUUUUAUUCAACAUCUUCUUUCGGCUUCUUCAUCAUUAACAUCAACAACGUUACCAAAUCAACAGCAGCAACAACUUCAUCGAUUUGCAACUUCUUCUCAUGAUAUAAUUCCACCACCAGUACGAUUUUCAACAAAUCAAAAACGACAUUCAACUACAAACGAGAUUGAUUCAUUUGUAAGACAAUUUGAAAGACGUCUUGAUGAACAUCGUCUUCAUUCACAAAAAGAAUACGAUAGAAAAAUUCAACAAAUGAUUGACACAAAAAAUAAUGAAGUCGAUACAUUAAAACAUCGUUAUGAAAGUAAACUACGUGAACUCGAAGAGACUAAUAGACAAUUAGAAAUUCAAUCGGGUCAAAUUCAAGAAGAAAAUAAACGCUUAAAAAUCGAAAUCGAACAUGGAAAACAACAAAAUAGACUUGACCAAAAAAGUACACAACAGCAUCUAAAAGAAUCUGAAAAUGAUGCUGAACGAAAAAUUCAUGAACUUAAAACUUUACAUGAAAAUGAAAAACAAGAAAUGAAAAGAUCACAUUCAAGAAUUUAUCAAGAUUUAUUAGAUGAAACAAAUCAACGUUUAAAAAAAAUGGAAAAUGAAUAUAAAUUUCAACAAACAACAAAUCAAUCAACUAUUGAAGAAAUGGAAAAACGUCUAGUAGAUUUACGUUCAAAUAUUGAACAUCUUCAACAAGUUAAACAAAAAUUAGAUGAAGAUAAAAUUCAAUUAAUUAAAAAUAAUGAAAAAUUACAAUUACAGGUUCAAGAUUUAAUAAAUAAACAACGACAUAUUGAUCGUGAUCAUGUUGAUAAAAAUCAACGUUAUGAAAAUGAAUUAAAAUCUGUUCGUGUUCGUUGUGAAUCAAGUAUUGAUUUAUUAAAAAAAGAAAAUGAUAUUAUAAAAACUAAAUCAACUAAGACAAUAGAUGAUUUAGAAAGAAAAUUAUUAACAAUAACCGAACAAUUUCAUACGAUUGAAAAAUUAUAUGAGAAAAAAUUUCGUGAACAACAAGAAAUUUAUCAAAGAAAUUUAAAACAAUGUGAAAAUGAAUAUGAAAAUAAAAUUCAAUUAUUAAAAGAAGAAAAUCAUGAACAAUUAGAAAAUGAAUUAAAACGACAAAAAGAUCAAAUACAAAUUAAUUUAGAAAAUCAUAUUCAAGAAAUUCAUGAUAAAUCUCAAGAAAAUGAACAACAUUUAAUUAAAAAAUUUAAAAUUGAAUAUGAACAAUUACUUAAACAAAAUGAAGAAUUAUUACGUGAAAAUUUUAAUAAAGAAAUUGACGAAAUUAAACGAAAAUAUGAACAUAAUCUCGAAAGAAAAGAUGAAAAAAUGAAAAAUGAAUUACAAGAUAUUAAUAAACUAUCUGUUGAAAUAAAACUUAAACAUGAAAAUGAAAAACAACAGCUUAUCAAUGAAUAUGAUGAAUUUACUCGAAAACUUGAAAAACAAAAUGCACAAAAAACUGAUGAAAAUGAAAAACGUAUUGAAAUUAUUAUUUCAAAAACACAAGAACAAUUAAGAACAAUUGAAAAUGAAUUUGAAAUACGUCAUCAAAAACAACAAUCAAUUAUAAAUGAUCAACAAAAAAUAAUUGAAAAAAUUGAAGGAGAAAAAAAUCAUGCGAAAAUAUUAUAUGACAAACAAAAUCGUAUUUUAAAUGAACAAUAUUCAUAUGAAAAAAAUGAUAUGAAAUCCCAAUUUGAUUUCUAUAUCAAAAAAUUUGAUAAAGAUUUUAAUGCAUUAAAAUCUAAAAAUGAUCAACUCGAACGUAAAAUCGUAAGUUUAACUGAACAACAUAAACGUGAAAUGAUGGAAUGUCGUUUAACACAUGAAAAGAAUAUCAAAGAUCUUGUAUCAAAUGAUGUUAAACUUGAUUUAGAAAAUACAAUAUAUUCAUUAAAACAACAAGUCGUUUAUUUACAACAACGUAUUGCUCUUCUUCAAAAAGAACUUGAACAGUAUAUACAAGUAUAUGGUCAUGGACCAACAUCUCACUCAUAA